UUCCGGCAUAUGACUUUCCCCGGGAAGGAGAAUUGGCGCGGAUUGUGCUGUUGUGUUGAUCCUCCGCCUCGAGCAGCUGUCAAUACGCGAUCGUUGGCGGCAUAAAGUUUAAGUUAUGGCUCCGGUGUCAAACCCAGAGAAAGACAUGGACACUGCGGACGGCGAUGACGGAGGUGAUGCGUGUGGUCUGGCCAAGUCUCGCUCCAGACGGGAGAAGAGGGAGAAGGUGGGGAGGAAGUCUGCGCUGGAGCAGCUUAAGAAAGCCAAGAUGGGUCAGAAGAUCAAAUAUGAAGUAGAAGACUUCAGCAGUGUUUAUGAGGAGGUGGAUGAGGAGCAGUACUCGAAGAUGGUUCGGGAGAGGCAGGAAGAUGACUGGAUCAUCGAUGAUGAUGGAACCGGUUACGUGGAGGAUGGAAGAGAAAUCUUUGAUGAUGAUUUGGAUGAAGAUGUAUUAGAAAAUGCAGGAAAAGGAGGUGCAAAGGGAACAGGCUCAAAGAAAGCAGUAAAGAAAGCUGCUGUGUCCAAGCCCAACACCAUUAAGAGCCUCUUUAUGAACAGUAACGUCAAGAGGCCCGCUGAGAAAGAUGUGGACCUGUCGAAGGACGACUUAUUAGGGGACAUCUUGCAGGACCUGCACUCAGAGAAACCUGCUCUCCUGACCCCUCCGCCGGUGGUUACUUUAAAGAAGAAGAAGUCUGUUGGAUCACCCAUGAAUCCCUUUUCCAUCAAACCUCAGAUUCCAAAGGAGUCACCCUCAACUACAGGAUUAAAACCCAGAGUUAUCAAACCCCCGCCUUUGGACACCACUCCCAGGCCAUCAACCUGCCCUCCUCCCUCCACACCUGUUUUAUCUGCGGACAAGAAGAAGGUUACAGUGGAGGAGCCACAUGAAGAGGAGGAAAAUGUUGCUCUGGUGUGUGAUGAUGUGGACUUUGAUGAGCCAAUGGAGGUUGGACAUGAGGAGGAGAAGCCAGCACUAACAGAGCAUGUUGAGCCUGAACCUAAGGCAGUAGUUAAAGUGGAGCCCAAAGCAGCGCUACUGAAUCCUCUCCUCUUGUCGAGCUCCUGGGGUCAAGAGGAGGAGAGUGGGGUCAUUGAGGCUCCAGCAGAGGUGCAGGUGGACUCCAGCAAACUCCCACUGGUGGAGAGGGCAGAUGGGGAGCAGGUUUUUAGAUUUUAUUGGUUGGAUGCCUUUGAAGAGCCCUAUACCCAGCCAGGUGUUGUGUACCUGUUUGGGAAAGUGUGGAUUGAGUCUGCAGAGUCUCAUGUCAGCUGCUGUGUUACCAUCAAGAACAUAGAGAGAACCUUGUAUUUCCUGCCACGUGAAUAUAAAGUCAACCCCAAGACUGGGGAGGUGACAGACACACCUGUAGCAAUGAUGGACAUCUACCAAGAGUUCAGUGAGCUCUCUGACAAAUUCAAGAUUAUGAAGUUUAAGUCCAAGAAAGUAGAGAAGAACUAUGCUUUUGAAGUUCCAGACGUUCCCUCUCAGUGUGACUAUCUGGAAGUCAGAUAUUCUGCCGAGUUCCCUGCGCUGCCUGCUGAUCUUAAAGGGGCGACCUUCUCUCACAUUUUUGGAACCAACACUUCGAGUCUGGAACAUUUUCUCCUUACCAGGAAUAUUAAAGGGCCGUGCUGGUUGGACAUCCAGACACCACAGUUAAUCAGCCAACCUGUCAGCUGGUGUAAAGUGGAGGCUCUGGCCCUGAGAAGUGACAUGGUCUCUGUGGUUAAAGAUCUCCCACCUCCACCUGUUACUGUCAUGUCUAUCAGCCUCAAGACUGUCCAAAACCCCAAAACCCACCACAACGAGAUUGUGUCCUUGGCUGGACUUGUCCACUACCAGUUCCAUAUGGACAAAGCUCCACCUAAACCUCCAUACCAGAACCACUUCUGUGUGGUCAGUAAACCAACUGACUGUAUCUUCCCGUAUGACUUUAACGAGGCUGUGAGGAAGAAGAAUGGAAAGGUGGAGAUCGUCACUACAGAGCGGACUCUGCUCGGUUUCUUCUUGGCCAAGAUGCAUAAGAUUGACCCUGAUGUGUUAGUGGGACAUGACAUCUUUGGCUUUGACCUGGAAGUGCUUCUGCAGCGUAUCAGUGUGUGCAAGGUUCCGCACUGGUCUAAGAUCGGGCGCCUCAGGAGGGCCGUCAUGCCCAAGUUAGGGGGCCGCGGAAUGUUUGCAGAGAAGAGUGCAACCUGUGGCCGCCUGGUGUGUGAUGUGGAGAUCUCGGCCAAAGAGCUGAUUCGCUGCAAAAGUUACCAUCUGACUGAACUGGUUGCACAGGUGCUGAAGACGGAGCGGGUCAGCGUUCCCCAGGCUGAUGUCAAAAAUCUGUACAGUGACUCUCCUCACCUCCUCUACCUGCUGGAGUUGACAUGGACAGAUGCAAAGCUCAUCCUCCAGAUAAUGUGUGAGCUCAAUGUGCUGCCUCUGGCCCUGCAGAUCACCAACAUUGCAGGCAAUGUCAUGUCUCGUACUCUGAUGGGCGGCCGUUCUGAGAGGAACGAGUUCCUGUUGCUUCAUGCCUUCCAUGACAAAAACUAUAUUGUCCCUGACAAACCCUCCUUUAAAAAGGCGCAGAUGGAGAUGGUUGAAGGAGAAGAUGAUGUGGAUGCUGGAAAAGGCAAGCGGAAGAAGAAGGCAGCUUAUGCUGGAGGUCUAGUGUUGGAUCCCAAAGUUGGUUUUUAUGAUAAGUUCAUCCUGCUACUGGACUUCAACAGCUUGUAUCCUUCAAUCAUUCAAGAGUUCAACAUCUGCUUCACCACUGUGCAGAGGGAAGCUCACACCACACAGAAGAACAAGGAGGAUGAGACAGAUGCGAUUCCAGAGAUUCCAGAUUCCAACCUGGAAAUGGGAAUCCUGCCAAAGGAAAUUAAGAAGCUGGUUGAGCGACGUCGACAAGUCAAGCAGCUGAUGAAACAGCAAGACAACAACCCCGAUUUGUACCUGCAGUAUGACAUUCGUCAGAAGGCCCUGAAGCUGACUGCUAACAGUAUGUACGGCUGCCUGGGAUUCAGCUACAGUCGCUUCUAUGCCAAGCCGCUCGCUGCUCUCGUUACACACAAGGGCAGAGAGAUUCUGAUGCACACCAAAGACAUGGUUCAGAAGAUGAACUUAGACGUUAUCUAUGGAGACACUGACUCCAUUAUGAUUAACACAAACAGCAAGUCGCUGGAGGAAGUGUUCAAGCUUGGCAAUAAGGUGAAGGCAGAAAUCAAUAAGCUCUACAAGCUGCUGGAGAUCGACAUUGACGGCGUGUUUAAGUCGCUUUUGCUGCUGAAGAAGAAGAAAUAUGCUGCUCUGGUGGUCGAGAACCACGGUGAAGGGCGAUACAGCGUCAAGCAGGAGCUCAAAGGCUUGGAUAUUGUCCGCAGGGAUUGGUGUGACCUGGCCAAGGAGUGUGGCAACUAUGUGAUCAGUCAGAUCUUGUCGGACCAGAGUCGUGAUGUAAUUGUGGAGAACAUCCAGAAACACCUGGUGGAGGUGGGAGAGAAGGUAGCGAGUGGAAACAUCCCACUCAAUCAGUAUGAAAUACACAAGGCACUGACUAAGGAUCCUCAGGACUACCCAGAUAAGAAGACUCUCCCUCAUGUCCAUGUGGCUUUAUGGAUCAACUCCCAGGGGGGUCGUCGCAUCAAAGCUGGAGACACAAUCGCCUAUAUCAUCUGCAAGGACGGCUCGUCUCUGGCGGCCAGUCAGAGAGCCUACACCUUGGAGCAGCUCCAGAAGCAGGAGGGUCUCAGUCUGGAUACGCAGUACUACCUGGCCCAGCAGGUCCACCCUGUGGUGUCUCGCAUAUGUGACCCCAUCGAGGGCAUUGACGGCGUGCUCAUAGCCACGUGGCUGGGUCUGGAUCCCAGUCAGUUUCGAGCUCAGCAGCAGUACCAGAGGGAGGAGGAGUCUGAUGCUGCGUUCGGCGCACCGGUCCAGCUGACUGAUGAGGAGCGCUACAAAGACUGUGAGAGGUUCACCUUCACCUGCCCUCAGUGUGGCACUGAGAACGUCUACGACAGCGUCUUCGAAGGAGCUGGGACAAAGUUGGAGGCCAGCCUAAUGCGAUGCUGUCACGUCCCCUGCCGAAGCAGCCCCAUCGACUACGCGGUCAACUUAAGCAACAAACUGCUCCUUGACAUCCGCCGCCACGUCAAGAAAUACUACUCUGGCUGGCUGGUGUGUGAGGACCAGACCUGUCAGAACAGGACCAGACGUCUGCCCAUCGCCUUCUCCAGACACGGACCCAUCUGCCCCGCCUGCAGCCGGGCCACUCUCCGGCCUGAGUACUCUGAAAAGGCCCUGUACAACCAGCUGUGCUUCUACAGGUUCAUCUUUGACUGGGACUAUGCAGUCGCCAAACUACAACUGAAUGAAACAGAGAGAAAAAAAGUUGCCCAGCUGAGCGAAGAAAAGGAGGUGUAUCGGAAACUGAAGGGCGUGCCGGACAAAGCCUUGGCCACCAGCGGCUACUCGGAGAUUAACCUGGCCAAACUCUUCCAGGCCUUCUCCAGCCUCAAGUAAAACAACACAGACACCACCACCACCAGGAGACUUAAGCAUCUGACUUGUGUUUGGACUCAGUAUAGCAAACUUUGCUGUUUUGACCUCUUACCUCCACAUUGACUUUCUUCUUUUGCCCCUUAUGUACGGCUAAAUAACCAAUCACACCUCUGUCCUGCUUCAGUUUCUCCAUAUAGACUGCACACACAUCCAGCUUGACCCCGUCACCCUGACUGUAUGGUAAAGGGGAGCAGCAAUCAUACCUAAAUGGCCGUCUAUUGUGUAUGUGUCUAGGAGCUAGCUGUGCCUCGAUGGGUGUGUGCAUGAGUCAGUGUAUGUGUAAAAAUGACUUAUCCUAAGAACAGCCAGUAUUCUCCAAAAGCCUCUAAUUAGCCAAUGAUAGUCACCCUGGCCCCUAAGACCACUGGAUGCCUGCAGUGAUCGGACACUUGUUCUGAUUACCACCAUUCAUCCUGAAUGUGUGUGUGCGCUCGUAUGUGUGUCAGAUGAAAGUAAGGACAAUGCGGGGACAGAUUUAGUAUCUGUACUGAACAGCUGAUCUGCCUUUCCUCCACAGCCUUGGUUUAACUGAGGUCAUUUGAGCCUUUUUACUAGCUGCUGCUCAGCCUCCCCUCCUUCCUCUGAGGCAGAUUGUUUUAAUUUGUUGGUAAUUUACUAUGUUUCGAUCUCUUACUGCUUAGGAGGGUUUCUGUAAUGACUACAAUGUUUCAUGUUGGGUGUUUUUUGAUAUUCAUAAUAUUUUUUGAUAAUGAAACCUCAAUAAAAUGCUAAUUAAAUAGGA
Molecule: messenger RNA, 5300 nt
Organism: Betta splendens (Siamese fighting fish)
Lineage: Eukaryota; Metazoa; Chordata; Actinopteri; Anabantiformes; Osphronemidae
Gene: pola1
Product: polymerase (DNA directed), alpha 1
Exons: 37
Coding region: 116-4519 (1467 amino acids)
Biological process (GO): leading strand elongation; DNA replication; lagging strand elongation
Cellular component (GO): alpha DNA polymerase:primase complex
Molecular function (GO): chromatin binding; DNA replication origin binding; purine nucleotide binding
Source: RefSeq, a predicted model, not a curated record